Messenger RNA from Elaeis guineensis (African oil palm), 1223 nucleotides. Lineage: Eukaryota; Viridiplantae; Streptophyta; Magnoliopsida; Arecales; Arecaceae. The record is from RefSeq and is a predicted model, not a curated record.
CAUUCAACUAAAAACCAUAUUAUACUCUUUGCUAUCACUCCUAUAUUAGGCAGCUUGGUUCUUUUAGGUAUGUUUGCCAUCAUCAUUGCAGCUCUUUGUAGGAGAGGAAAACUUGUAGAGCAAAAGGAUAAUUAUGCUAUUAUUGGUGAUAUAUUCUCGAUAUUGAAUUUUGAUGGAAGAGUUGCUUAUGACUACAUCAUUGAUGCAUCUGAAAAUUUUGAUGAGAAAUAUUGCAUCGGGAGUGGAACAUAUGGUAAAGUUUAUAAAGUAGAACUUCCAAUGGAACAAAUGGUGGCUGUUAAAAAACUUCAUCUAAGGGAAGAAGUAUUUGAUGAGAAAAGUUUUGAGAGCGAGAUUCAAGCAUUAACCAAAAUUCGUCAUCGCAACAUUGUGAAACUUCAUGGGUUUUGCUCAAAUCCAGGUUGUAAAUUUCUUAUAUAUCAGUACAUCGAGAAGGGAAGUUUAGCUAGCAACUUUCGCAGUCAAGAAACAGCAGAGGAUUUGAAUUGGGAGAGAAGAGUUCGUAUUAUCAAAGAUGUGGCUCAUGCUUUAUCAUAUAUGCACCAUGAUUGUAAUCCAUCCAUAGUGCAUCGAGAUAUUUCUAGUAACAAUGUACUAUUAGACUCUGAUUUCAAGGCCUAUCUUUCGGACUUCGGCACUGCAAGAAUGUUAAGAUCUGAUUUAUCAAAUUGGAGCAUGCUAGCAGGCACAGUUGGAUAUACUGCCCCAGAGCUUUCAUACACAACAAAGGCGAAUGAGAAAUGUGAUGUAUAUAGCUUUGGCAUAAUAAUAUUAGAAAUAAUAAUGGGAAGGUAUCCGGGUGAUCUUAUCUCCUCUCUAUCAUCAUCAGACAUCCAGCAGAUGUUAUUCAUUGAUGUGUUAGAUCAACGUAUCUCACCUCCUACAGCUGAUAUGGUAAAAGAAGUGCUGUUGCUGGCUAUUAUAGCAUUUUCAUGCAUCCAUGGUACACCACAAGCACGACCAACCAUGCAAAGGGUAUCUCACUUAUUCAUAAGUGGCAACAUUCCAACUAUUCACGAGCCAUUCAAUUCAAUUAAAUUACAUCAAUUAGUGGAGUUUUCAAUAUAGAUGUAGUGCUUAAAAGCUACAAAAAUCUGAUGUAGCUCUUUCAUGUUGCAUGGUAUAAGUUUUUGUAACUCUAUUCUGUUUUUACAUUGUAGAGAUAGCAUCAUAUGAACCUCCACAUUAUUGUUCUCAUUCUC